CUCUGCAAAGACUUUUCUUUGCUCUGAAUCCCAGAAGAGAAACGACCAUGUCCUUCAGUGUAUGAGCUUUACUAGUUUCCCUUCAAUGGUUCUUUUCACAAACUCUGCUUUCUCUGCUACUCGAUCCUUGAGUAUAACGCCUCCAACUAAAGUGAUUUCGGCGUCCUUUUUACUGAAACUCAACUGUGUAGGCCAUGUAAUUUCUUCGUUGGUAGCAGCAUAUCUGCCAUUUGAGCGGCUGGAUUAAGGUCACUGUAUUAUUAGAUGGAGAACAAUGGUGCUGAAAUUGUGGAGCUUACAUAUUAUUGUACCAUUAAGGUUCAUCGUUUGAUGUGUCUAGAGCUCAAGAAAUUUAUUGAUAGACUCUCAGAAAUAUUUUCAGCCAUUGAGUCUGCCCGACCAAGAAGCACAUCAGGAAUACAGGCAUUUUGCUCAUUACAACGCACAAUGGAUAAAGCAAAAGCACUUAUCCAGCAGUGCUCAGAGUCUAGUAAACUUUACCUGGUAAUUAUAGCAGAGCGUUUCGUUUUGAGAUGUGAAAAAAUACAAAACACUUUGGGGUUAUGUUUGACUCAAAUUCAAAGUAUGGUACCAACAUUGUUGGCUGCAAAGAUAUCUGGCAUUGUUCAUGAUCUUAGGGGUGCAAAGUUUCCCCUCGAAUCCGCUGAAGAAGAGGCUGGGAAGGUUGUACGGGCACUGAUUCAGCAAGAAAUUUCUGUGUCUAAUUCUGUGAAUAAUUUAGAACUUGAGGCUAUUCAACGUGCAGCUUUGAAGCUGAAAAUUACAUCCCCUUCGGCUGUUUUGUUGGAGAAAAGAUCUAUUAGGAGGUUACUUGACACAGUCUCUGGCAAGGACCCUCCAAAGCAGAAAAUCUUGAAGUACCUCUUUUAUCUUUUGAGGAAGUAUGGGGAAAUAAUUGGACAAGGCUGGAAUGCUAGCACCCUUGUGCAGCAUGAUAAGUCAUCCUAUCAAUCGAUUGACCCUGAACAACAUGCUGAAAAUGCAUUAGAUGAGACUCGAGCUGAUGACUCUGGUGCACCUGAACUUCCUGAGGAAUUCAAAUGCCCCAUCUCUAUGAGACUGAUGUACGAUCCAGUAAUUAUCGCUUCUGGGAAGACAUUUGAACGAUUUUGGAUAGAGAAGUGGUUUAAUGAGGGCAACAAGACAUGCCCAAUAACUCAUAUGAAGCUGGACAACGUGUACGUGAAUCCAAACUCUGCAAUGAAGAGCCUCAUAUCAAAAUGGUCUUCCGAGCUGGGAGUUACUAUUCCUGACCCUUGUUUAGAAGCAAGCCUUGCUUCCCUUUCCUCCCUGAAAUCUCAAUCUUCCAAUUCCAUUGCUAGCUUUGGUAGUUCUAUGAAUAACUUGUGCCUUCAAAUUAGCAAUGUGUCACUACGCUCUUCAGUAACCAAUUACGGUUCAGAAAUGUCAGAUGACAAGAGUGAUGGAAGCUCUGGUUAUAGGCUCAGCCAGAUGAAUGCAGAGCCUCAAAGAUUUCACCAUUCUGCAGAUUGUUAUGACAAUAUGUUAGCCUCUCUUUCCAGACUUUCGGAACUUUCAUGGGGAUCCCAGUGCAAGACAGUGGGGGAUGUGAAAGACCAACUGCAAGACAAUAACCAAUCAUGUCCCAAUGAAAUUUCCAAUAGUUGCAUCAAACCAUUGAUUAAAUUUUUGAAGGAUGCAUGGGAACCAAGUGAUGUAAAAGCUCGGAGAGAUGGAGCAGAGGUGCUGUUGGCAAUUUUGAAUGAAAACAGUGAAAUGCCAUCCUUUGAUGAAGAUGGGAUUUAUGUGUUGGCAUCAUAUCUGAAUUCUGAUAUUACUGAAGAAGCCCUUGCUAUCAUGGAAGUUUUGUCUUACCAACCCCAUUUCAAGUCUAUGAUGGUGGCAUCUGGUGUUCUUCCCGCCAUUCUAAAAGUCCUUGAUACCCAGAACAGGGCACUUCAUAGAAUUGCCUUGAAGAUACUUUAUAAUUUGUCAUGCAAUGGUGAAAUUGGACAUCAUUUUGUAUAUUUGAACUGCAUUCCAAAGCUGGUUCCGUUUUUGGGUGAUCAAAAACUCGCACGGUUUUGCAUUAAGAUUAUGAAAAACUUAUGCGCUACUAAGGAGGUCAGGAUUGCAAUUGCUGAAACUAGUUCAUGUAUUAGUGCCAUUGCCAAACUACUUGAAACUGGAAUAGAGGAGGAACAAGAGCAUGCGGCAGAUUUUGUUCUUUCCCUAUGUCGACACGAGGGUGCUGAGUGUUUUCAACUGGUCCUGAGCGAGACCAUCAUACAAUCUCUAGCCUAUUUUUCUCUCAACGGGAAUUACAGAGUGAAAGCGAUUGCUUCUGAAUUGCUCCAGAUCUUGGAAAGUAUCAAAGAUGAUGGUUCAGAAUGUUCAAUUCCUAAAGCUGGUUUGGACCUAGACAUCUCACGUGAGUCUGUCAACCACCAUAAAGAAAGAAAAUCAUCUUUUAAGCCAUUUCGGUUCCUUGGAAAGAAGAUGUCACUGCAUUCUAUACCCAGCCGUCAGCUUCAUUCAAAACACAGGACAAGGAGGACAUGAUAGCUUUUGUGCCUCUCUCCAACCUUGCUUAUCUAGUUAUCUGUCAUACAUGCUCAUGGGAGUUGGUGGGUGAGUUUCAGCAUCGAUAAACGUCUCAUUAUUUGCUGAUAAAUGGUUCACUCCAACUUCUUCAACCAUUUAUCAAUAUCGUCAGUUUAGACUGACACGUCAGUAUUGUAAGAUAGUUAUACAAUAAAAAUAUGACUUUUAACAUUA
Alnus glutinosa is the source of this 2760-nucleotide messenger RNA. Its product is annotated as U-box domain-containing protein 5-like. NCBI's taxonomy places the organism in Eukaryota, Viridiplantae, Streptophyta, Magnoliopsida, Fagales, Betulaceae. Gene Ontology annotation, biological process: protein ubiquitination; cell surface receptor signaling pathway. Bases 265 to 2544 code for a protein of 759 amino acids. Gene Ontology annotation, cellular component: nucleus; cytoplasm. Gene Ontology annotation, molecular function: ubiquitin-protein transferase activity. The record is from RefSeq and is a predicted model, not a curated record. The transcript has 6 exons.